Molecule: messenger RNA, 3752 nt
Organism: Coregonus clupeaformis (lake whitefish)
Lineage: Eukaryota; Metazoa; Chordata; Actinopteri; Salmoniformes; Salmonidae
Product: leucine zipper putative tumor suppressor 1-like
Exons: 5
Coding region: 414-2297 (627 amino acids)
Biological process (GO): regulation of dendrite morphogenesis; regulation of synaptic plasticity
Cellular component (GO): dendritic spine
Source: RefSeq, a predicted model, not a curated record
UGAGUGGUAGAGAGAGAGUGGGAGGGAGUUAAAGAGGGAGAAAGCAAGGUAAAGGAGAGCGAAAAAAGAGGGAGAGCGUAAAAGACUGUGUUUCUGUAGGAAGAUGUUCACUUCCUGGUCAAUUGGAUGAAGUGAACACACAGUACGGAGAGACGAAAGCGGGCUCAGAGGACAAAGAAACAUAAACAUCAAAGGAGACAUUGCGCCUGCGUGUCCCACUACACCAGCACUAGCCAUCCUCCACAUGGCAGAGUCUGACCCAGGAAAGCAGCACAGCAGUCAGUAAUGGAGAUGGAAACAUUGACAAUAUCGCCCUGGGGUCAUGAGUCUAACCCCCACUCCCAGUACCUCUUCAACAGCAUACGUUAAAGCUGCCAGAACAUCCAAUCUGCCCUCACCUAUGCCCAGAGACCAUGGGAAGUGUCAGCAGUUUCAUCUCAGGUCACAGUCUCCACAGCAAGCACUGUCAGGCCACGGAGUACAAACUAAAGAAGGCAGGCCAUCACCGGAAAACAGGCCGGAGCCUGGAUGGCCUACUGAAGUACAGCUUUGCACAGGGGUCUUCCAACCACACCACUAAAGGCAUCUCUCAGGCAGGCAGGAGUGAGGACUUCUUUUACUUAAAGGUGAGCCACAAGCCGCGGAUGACUCAUCGCAGAGGUGUCCCAACAGAAGACCAUGUAGGAGAGGGACAUUCUACUGAUAUGGAACCAGACAGUAGAGUGACACCUAAACUGUUGCCUAUGUCAGGGAAACUGGAGAAGAAUAUGGAGAAGGCUUUGAUCCGGCCCACAGCCUUCAAGCCAGUCAUCCCCAGGAGCACCUCUUCCACAGAGACUCACAACAACCUCACCCACCUCCUUAGUCCCCCAGAGAGGAUCAGAGACUCCCAGGAGCCCAAACAGGACACAUUUUCAGGGACCCUAUCAGACUCUGGGCAGGAUUCAAUGUCCAGCCUGCCUACUCACAGCACCAGUGGGAGCCACAGUGCUUCCACAGGCCCAUUGACUCAGUGUGCAGGAGGCUCAGUCCAUGGCAUGACCCAUCCCCAGCAGCCCCCCCUCUCUACAUGGACCAAUGGGAAUGGCAUUAGUGCCAGUGCCAGGGUUGCAGCUAUAAGCAAUGGAGGGGCAGCGAAGGCUAACAGGGACACCGUCUCCCUCCCCUCACCUCAGAAGCCUAGCCCUCUCUUGGAGGAGAUGGGGGGCUGUAAUCGCUCGCCCAUCUCCACAGAUGAGUCCUUCAUUGAGCUGCUGGAGCAGAGGCUGCUGGAGAGUGAGACAGAGCUGCAGGAGCUGCAGGUGAGCUUUGAGGAGAAAGAGGUGGACACGUGCCAGCUGUUUGAGGAGAGGCAGAGGUAUUGUGUUGAGGAGAUGGAAGGCCUGAAGCAGAGGUGCUCCACCAAGCUCAGGCAGGUCUCCCAGAGGGCUGUAAGGAACCACCAGGCCUUGCAGCUCAAGGUCAGCCAGCUGCAGCAGGACAACCAGAGGCUCCAGGACGAGCUGGUCCAGAUGACCCAGGAGAAGGACCUGAUAGAGGUCAAACUGAUGUCGUUUGAGACGGAGAAGAACCAGCUAGAGCCCACCUUAGAGGAGACCCAGUGGGAGGUAUGCCAAAAGGCUGGGGAGAUCUCCCUGCUGAAGCAUCAGCUCAGGGACUCCCAGGCUGGUGUCACUCACAAGCUGAAUGACAUCGUCAGCCUCAAGGCCUCGCUGAAGGAGACCCGGGCCAAAAUGGAGGCACUGGAAAAGCAGAACAAAUUGCAAGAGGACAAGAUACGCUCUCGCAGUGUGGAUGUCGAGGUAUGCCAAAAUGAGCUCCAGCGCAAGAAGAACGAGGCUGAUCUACUAAGAGCAAAGGUGGGCAUACUGGAGACAGACAUCAAGGGAAUGAAAAAGGACCUGGCCCUGGCAAAAAAAGAACAGAGGCAGCACCUGGAGGCCCAGGCCCAGGAGAGGUCAGACCAGAGUGGGGGCACUGGAGGGAGCAUGAGCACUGACUCCCUCCAGAGAGAGGUGGCGAAACUGAAAGUGGAGCUCAGGGAAGAGAGAGAGACUCAGGAGAGGCUGUCGAACAGAUUUGAGCACGAGAGACAGACGUGGAACAGGGAGAAGGGCAGAGUCAUCAAGUACCAGAAGCAGCUUCAGCUCAACUAUCUGCAGAUGCACAAGAAGAACCAAGACCUGAAGGGGAUCCUGCAGGAGCUCACAGCAGAGCUGGAGAGUCGGCCGGAGCUUGACGUGGACAUCCACAGCUCAGGGUUACACUAUGAGGAUAUUAUCGCCACAGAAAUUUGAGGUAGAAACCCACAGAGAAAAGUAAUAAUGAUGCUCAAAUGUUCUAACAGGGUUAUUAAACAGUCAUAUGAAACACAUAAUUUAUUAUAUCUGGCCAAAAAACAGAUGAGCUAUUGCUGCCUUGGAAGGGGCAGUAUUUUAAUGGUAAUCAAGUUGGCUAACAUACUGCUGCAGGAUAUGAGAAAAUUAUGGUCAGGUCUGACUAUUUUUUAUAAAAAUCCUUCAUUCUCUGAGACUGUGUAAAGCAGGCUUUAACGGGCCAAUCCAGAGAUCAAACAACAACAAUUAACAAAACAGCUGCGGGAUGGGGCUUGAGCUAUGGAUGCAAGGACUGAUCAUCCAUCAGAUCAAAAUGAUAGUUUAAACCGUGUUUUGAAGCUAUACAGUGUUUGUUUACAUUGGCUUUGUUUACAAUCAUUUUAGGUUCUGAUGGGGUACGACAGUUGAACUAAGCUCAUGAAGCAUUUAUGAGUUAUAUUCUUUAAGAUUCAAUGGCUAUAUCAUGAAUUUAGUCCAAAAAUGGAUGUAGCAACUCCAUAUUGGCCCUUUAUGCUUUUGUUAUCCAUAAGUCUGGUUUCCCGGAAACAGAUAAAAAAUAUUUUCGAUGAACAUUCUCCAUUGAGCUUGCUUUUUAGUCCAGGACUAGGCUUAAUCUGUGUCCAGGAAACCACCCCAUAAUGUUCAAUUGACAGUAGCCUAAUAAGCCUACGAAAUGGUUAUUCCUCUUGAGAAGUUUCCCAGCAUUGUACUAGAUUUCUGCAUGUGUCAAGUCCUACAUAGGAUGUUGCAAGUCUCCACAACAUCCACUGAGACACAGCAAUAUGAUGUGAUGUAUUUCCAUUGAAUCUUUUUGAUCACGAUCACCACUGUGGCCAGAGAUAUUGCACAGAGAAUGAGGCAGGAGGCUGCCCUCAUCAGCACCAACACAGAUACUGGCAUCUGCACAUGUAUAUGGGAGUUCACAUAUCUCUCCUGCAACAUGAUACAGUAGCUGCAUCGCUUCACACAGUCUUUGUUUUUGUCGGAAGUUGCCCCGCUCUUUGUGGUAACCAUAUACUGUAGCCGAGUCUACCUUUAAGUGUCAAAGCACUGGAUGUAUAUUUUGUGAAUUAUCAUUAAUAUUAUUUAUUGAUAUAAAGGAUACAAAAGUUCAAUACAUUGUACUGAUUAGUGUUGAAAGGAACUAAUUAAACUGAGAUGAUAAAGAAUGUAUAUCGAUGCACUUCCAUUUUAAGAGGGGUUAGGAGAACAUGAUUGUCAAAGUGCAUCCCACACUACACUGAGAAUGUCUCACUGGUACAGAUUUCUCAAAGAUGUAAAACUUAGUUUUGGAGCUGAUCACUUGAAAACAAAUACUUUCUGAGAAUGUCUAACAUGUACUGUAUCUAUUGGUAUAUUUAUGAUACAUACACAGAUACAUGUUUUUAAAAUCUGACAAUAAAUGAUGUACAGGUA